Uncinocarpus reesii 1704 is the source of this 960-nucleotide messenger RNA. RefSeq lists its product as uncharacterized. Gene Ontology annotation, biological process: protein deubiquitination. The transcript has a single exon. Gene Ontology annotation, molecular function: cysteine-type deubiquitinase activity. Lineage: Eukaryota; Fungi; Ascomycota; Eurotiomycetes; Onygenales; Onygenaceae. The record is from RefSeq and is a predicted model, not a curated record. Bases 1 to 960 code for a protein of 319 amino acids.
AUGGAAGACCUCCAAGCUAAACACCGCAAGGAACAGCGCGACCUCCAAGCCCGCAUCACCCAGAAGAAAAAAUCCGCAACCAAAAAAACCCGCAAGGGCGUCAAUGAUGAAUGUGAAAGUUGGCAGCGUGAGCUUUUGGAGCGCCAGCAAGCUGAAAUCGCGCAGUUAGAUGGCGACCCCCCUGCAGAAGAUCUCGAUGACUUGAAUAUCGCCGACGACAGCGAAGCUGCUGCAACCAGUGAUGGCCUAAGAGACGCGGACUCGAAGACUGCUUCACCCGCGCGUUCAACCACCCCUUCUUCGAGCACCCUUCCUUCACAAACCGGACCCAAAAAGCCCAGCAGGCAGAAAGCCCGUCUUGCCCGUCGCGCCGCGGAACGCGAAGCCGAUGCCGCUGCUGCCGCGUCGGAAGCCGCAAAUCAGGUUGAUCGCCGGAGCAAUGAAAAGGAAGCUAUGCAGGCUGUUUUUACGCGUUUGGCCCUCACGGAACGAGAUAUCGCUCCUGACGGACACUGUUUGUACUCAGCAGUCGCGACGCAGUUGGCUGAAGUCGGACUGGGAUUGAGGUCCGCGGGGUCGAAAAAUACCGAGGACCUUGGUGCUGAUGCGGGAGAACAAACUUCCACGUCCAAAGUUGAUGGGUACAAGUCUGUGAGGCAGGUGACGGGGAAGUACGUGCUGGCACAUGCGGAUGACUUUUCAGCAUUCAUUGAGGAGCCAUUAGACGAGUAUGCGCGGAAGAUCAUGUUCACUGCAGAAUGGGGUGGGCAGUUGGAGCUGCAGGCGAUGGCGAGGGCAUAUGGCGUGGAAAUCAACGUGAUCCAAGGUGACGGACGGAUUGAGAAGUUUGAGCCAGGUGAUACCAAUGACGAAGGCGAGAGGAAGAAAAUAUGGCUCGCAUAUUAUCGACAUUCCUACGGGCUUGGAGAGCAUUAUAAUGCUUUGUCCCAGGCGGCUUGA